GGCUCUUUAACAUAGUUGUUCACAAAAAACAGUACGAAAAAGAUGGCUGAUACUGACGCAUGCGCACAAAAAAAUUGUAAUGAAAAGGCCUAUUGGGUUGACUUGGCAGUUGGCAACACUGGCUAAAGGAAGAAGACAUCUGAAAAAUUGAAAAAAAGGGCAAUGAAAAUUAUGAAAUGAAGGAAUCGCAUAUUUAAAUAAUUUGUUAAAGAAUAUAUCAGUUUUCAGAUCAAUAGGAUGUUAAGUAUGGAAUCAGAAAGCAAAUGGAAUUCUGAUAAAGCAUGGACAACAGAUGAAAUUCUAGAAAAUGCUAACAAGUGGUCAUUGGCUGGCGAUGUAGCCCUUUUAAAUACAAUCAAAUCAUUUUCAAAAAACAUGCUAAGAAAAACUGAAGAAUUGAGUCAGAACAUAGAUAAAUUAUUGGUUCAUGCAGAUGAAGUCAGUUUGAAACUGGAUAUUUCUCAAAAUCAGUUCCACAGCUUGAAAAACACACAAUUUAUCGAAAAUCGAGUUUAUGAAGAUGACGAAACAUUAGAUAGUAAGGAAGAGGGGAAAGUUGUUGAAAAGCCACCCUCUGAAGAAGAUCAAGAAAAAAUGAUAUCAGAAUCAGUUAUUUUAGGUUUGGAGAUAAUGAACCAAUAUUAUGAAAUGGUAGAAGUCUCUAUUAGUGAUACUGAAGAAGAUGAAGAACCUGAAAGAAGUUUUAUUUUAAAACCAAAAGAUACCUAUGCUCACCGUCCAUUACCUCCUGUAAUUGGAACUGAUGAAUGGUAUAAGCGAUGGAAUUCAGAAGACUCUUCAAGCGACAGUGGUGAUGAUAAAAUGGCUGAUAUUUAUAGUGAAUCGGAUUCGGAAGAUAACUUGCCAAAAGAUUUGUUCAAAGGAUCCGAAACUAGCUCAGAGUUGGACUUUUCAAGUCAAACAAGUGAAAAUCGACCGGUAGCUCAUUCGACAUUUGAUGAUUCUACCAGAAGACCGGAAUUAGUGACCACAUGUGAAGAACAGGAAAAUUCAACAGUAAAUGCAUCGAUUUCAAGUAAAUUAUUUGCUGAACAGUUGGCUGCUAAACUUGACAGUGUUAUUAGUACACAAGAAAAUCUAACUGGACAAAUCAAUAAAGAACCAAUCCAACCUGUGAGAAGUAAUACAUUUUGUGGUAAUCUCUUCUCUGAUGAACCACCUCCUUUGAGUGAACCUGAGGAUAGACUUUUUCCAAAAUCAGCUAGCGCUGGUAUAUUUUCAGGAGGAGAACGUUUAUUUGAUGAUGUUGACUCCAUUCACGGCGGCAAUCAGAACAAAAUGCCAUUCAAUACAACAAGAAAUGAUGACCAUAAGAGUGAAAAUUCAGGACAGAAAAUUGACAAAAACACAAGUUUCUUGCCUAAAUCUUCAAAAGUGAGCAAAGGUCUAUUUGACAGUGAUGAUAGUAGUGAUGAUGAUAUAUUUUCAACAAGUAAAACUCCAUUUGCUAAACCGCCAUUUCUCAAACCAAGUGUUCCAUUGUUUGAUAAUGAACCACCGAAAUUAAAAGAUGAACCACCGAAAUUAAAAGAUGAGUAUAAACCAACAGAGGAAGUCAGCAAAAAGAAACCCACUGGCGGUGUGUCGAUAUUUGGCAAUUCAAAUAUUUUUGGCAACGACGAAAUAAAAAAUGUGCUCAAAAAUCAACAACAGAAUAUCACCCAUGACCUCUUCAAAGAGGAAGAGAAAAAUACAUCGGAACCAGCGUCUGUUAUACCUCAGCAAGUUCCAGAAGAUAAGAGACAAGUGAGACGAAAACAAUUCAGUCUAUUCGACGAUGAUACUGAAGAUAACUUUUCUCAAGAAUCUAAAAAAGUACCUCUCAAGAAAAAUAACCUUUUUGACGAUGAAGAUAGUGACAUGGAAAACAAAGUACUCAUUAAAAAAGAAUAUCCAGAUACAAAAUCAGUCAAGUCUGAAGAUAUAUCACAAGAUAUAAAGAGUUAUGACAAUGUUGAGACAGAAAAGAAACCACUCAAAAAUGUCAGUCUAUUCGAUGACAAAUUCAAUAGCAGUCUAGCCAACAAAAAAAUAAAUAUCAGUCUCUUCGAUGAUGAUGAUGAUGAUGAACUAUUCAAGGAUGACCUAUUCUCAGAAUUAACCUCAAAGAAGUUCAAAUCUAACUUGUUUGAUUCAAAUGAUUUAUUUAGUGAGAAGACAAGCAGUGUUGACAACACUAUAAGAAGGGAUGAUUUAAAAAACAAAAAUGAAGUCAUUACAGAUGAUACCGUUAGUGUAUUAGGUGAAGAGAAAAGAAGUCACAGUUCCUCCAUGGAUGUUGAAGAUGAUCCAAAGUUUGAGAAUAACGUUGAGGUGUCUGUCAAAGAUGACAGCCUAAAUAAUAAUGGAUUGCACGUUAAUAUUGAAGAAAAUUCUAUAAAAAGGGAAUUUAUGGUUCCUGAUGUUGAUGAAGCACAAACUAAUGAUAAACUUUCGAAACUUUUUGAAGGAGUUGGUAAAGGCCUGUUUGAUACUGAGCAGGAGCAACAGUCAUCUGGAUUGGAAGAAAACGUAGUCUCUCAUCUGUCACCGAAGGAAGAGACUACUCCAAGGUAUGAUUCUGAACAGAAAGAAGAUAAAGUUAUUGUUAGACUCUUCGAUUCAACUCCUCCACCAGAUGACGACGAUGGUGAUUGGGAUACAAAAUCAGAUAACUUUUCUGAUUCUGAUGAUUAUACCUCAUAUCGUGCUGAUGAAAAUUUGCAAAGAUCAAACUUAUUUGAUGAUGAACCACCAUCCUUGGGUCCAAACGAUUCCAGUGGGAUAGUCAGAGAUCACAGCACCAGGGUUUACACAGAUGAUUCAUCUUUUUAUCCAUAUGCCUCUUCUUCAAGAAGAUUGUCUUCUGAUAUAUUCAGUGAACAGCAGUACCAAGACAGUCUUUUUGUUACUAAAAGCGGAGCAGACUCAGCAACGGUGCCAUCAAAUCUUGAUAUUAUACAAGAAGUUUCAAAUAUAAGCACAGUUAACAUAACACCUAGCGAAAAUAUACCAGGGAUGGAAACUACAGACAACAAAAUUUUGGAUUCAGAAAACAAUUUCCUUGCUAUUGAUGAGCCAUCUAUCAAAAAUGAAUUGGAAUUUGCAAAGGAUGGAGAAAGUAAUGAAAUAUCAAGUAAUGUAAGUAGGGAUCAUGGUGUUAAGAAUAUAUUUAUCGACCAAAACAGUAACGAUCAUGAAAAUAAUGUGUUACAAAGUCCAAUGGAAAGUGAAAUCAAGGGUUCUCGACGAAAUUCUGCGAUAUCCAGUAUAAUGGACAUGCUCAAAAAUGAAGGGGAAAGUAAUAACCUCAAUAUAAAAG
Molecule: messenger RNA, 3322 nt
Organism: Leptinotarsa decemlineata (Colorado potato beetle)
Lineage: Eukaryota; Metazoa; Arthropoda; Insecta; Coleoptera; Chrysomelidae
Gene: FAM21
Product: Family with sequence similarity 21
Source: RefSeq, a predicted model, not a curated record